Molecule: messenger RNA, 1093 nt
Organism: Cephus cinctus (wheat stem sawfly)
Lineage: Eukaryota; Metazoa; Arthropoda; Insecta; Hymenoptera; Cephidae
Product: PXMP2/4 family protein 3
Exons: 6
Coding region: 251-805 (184 amino acids)
Cellular component (GO): cytoplasm; membrane
Source: RefSeq, a predicted model, not a curated record
ACUAACCUUUGCUUUCGUGGGUGUACCGAUGUCCAUCAUAAGUAACACAGUCUCCCACAAAUUCACAAGACUUCAACAAGUAAAGGAAUAUAUCUUCAAUGGUUUAAUGCCUCCCAUUCACUGGGAGGCCGCAAGGAAAGGAAUAAGUGUUACCCGUGUCAGCUGCAGUUCUCUGACACUAGCAGUAGCGAGUGGACUAAGUUCUCGAUUUCAAGAUCAAAUUACUUAAGGAUACUACUUAUCAGAAAAGAUGGCAUUUUCUAAACCUACACAUAUUAUUUAUAAUCUUGUAGGAGCAUAUUUUGAAAGUCUUUACGAAAAUCCACUUAAAACGAAAGCGCUUACUAGCUGUGUGAUCGCCACAUUGGGUAAUUUGGCUUCGCAAAGGUUGUCUGGAGUGAAAUAUCUUAACCAGGAUAGUCUUAUUGCAUUUGGUCUAUUUGGACUUCUCUUUGGUGGAACGAUACCUCAUUACUUUUAUAAGUAUGUUCAGUCGAUCACAAGGAACCCACUGGGCAUUCUGCUUAUAGAAAGACUCAUGUAUACACCGUGUUUCCAAGCACUGUCUUUAUAUCUGCUUGCUAGAUUUGAGGGACACUCUGAUGAAGUGGCACGGAAACAAGUUGAAAAACUUUACUGGCCAAUACUUACUGCCAAUUGGAAGUAUUUAACAUUGCUGCAAUUUAUAAAUAUUAAAUUUGUGCCACCAAUGCUACAAGUUUUGGUGGUCAAUCUUAUAGGAUUCUUAUGGGUCAUCUUCCUAGCAAACAAACGAGCAAAAGUUCAAAGAUCCACCAGAGGAUAAUACAAAAUUCUGUUCACUUAAUGCAACAGCAUACUUGUCAUAAUAAUAUUUUUGUAUACUUAUUGCAACCAUUACUAUAAGCUUGGAGUAGAGGUAGCAAUAUUCUUUUACUCGUAUUUGACAUAAGAUAUAAUUACACUGUGCCAAUUUUACAUUCCACUUUGAAGAAAAUUAGUAAGUACCAAACGUUCUUCUCAUCUUCAAAACUCAACAAAUUUCUAUGGUUUAAGAUGAUUAUCUAUUGUAUAUAAUCGUAUUGUUAAUAAACUGUUAAAUGUUGAAACUGCA